UGGCGGGCGUUGCGCUCUAGUCGCUUCCUAUCGCGAGCUAGCGCUAGCGCUCAUCCCUACCCCGAGGAACUUUGUCGUUUCGCAAUAGUUUAUGCUAGACCUGCAAAACGUUAUGGAAUCUGAGCUUUUUGCUCGGGGCUUCAAGUUCACCGAGACCUCCUAGUUUACCCUGGACUCACGGCGUUUCCAGAAAGAUGCGCUCAAUCAAAACAUUGACAUCCUCGUGUUCAAUGUAAAUAUUAUUUCCGAAGAAUCAAUGGUUUUUGCCACGGCUCACCGCCAAUGGUCACGUUGUAAGGUAGAUAUUGGGUGUGAAGUGCGGGCUAUGGUGGAUAUUGGCCUUUUCAGUAGCUCUCACACACUUUCCUCUCAGCUCAGUACCGCUGAGUGGUCUUACUGUCACCACUCUGCAGGAUCUUGUGGACAUGGUCUCCUUGCCCGAAUCUGUCUUUGCAAUCGAUGUCGAACAAGAUCACUAUAUCUUUUGGGUGGAGUUUCGGUCGGCUUCAUUCUAGCGUCCCCAUCCGGUACAUAUUUUGAUGCACCUGGCGAUCAACUUGUUUCUGUUGUGGGACAACCUGAAGUCUAUGAUGAUCGUGUAUUUGUCUACCGCUGCGUAGACAACACGGGCGACAUAGCUUCGCGCGCCACAUCCAUACAAGUGAUUGAUCGGAGGAAGGGACACACGAGAGUAAAAACGAGAUGGUCAUGUACAGCAAUCCACGCAAUCGACCGACGAAUGAUUGUUGCGAUCGGCUCCAGCCUUAUAACCGUGUACGCAUUGCAAGAACCCGAUAGGUCGCCUCAGCGCCGAAUCGCGUACCUUUGCCCGAAGCUCGGUUGUUCAUUACCGUCGUACAUGUAUUCCGAGGCGCAGCGGCCCAUACAGACCAUAUUCCCGGCUAUGUGCCAUCUCUCGUUCCGAAAAUUUGUACAAUCCGAAUUGCCAGACCUUCUCAUUCGCAAGCCUGGUCGCCUAGCUGUGACGUGUUAUAACGAAAAUAUAAUUUCGAAUCAUCCUGACACUGCUACAGUCUAACCGCACGUCUUUUUCCACACGUGGCCCGGAGAGGUUUUUGUUGGAAUAGGAUCAGCUUACUUUCACAUGGUUUCAAACUGGCU
Messenger RNA from Suillus plorans, 1122 nucleotides. RefSeq lists its product as uncharacterized. The record is from RefSeq and is a predicted model, not a curated record. The transcript has 5 exons. Lineage: Eukaryota; Fungi; Basidiomycota; Agaricomycetes; Boletales; Suillaceae. Bases 257 to 1039 code for a protein of 260 amino acids.